Effrenium voratum is the source of this 651-nucleotide messenger RNA. The record is from the annotation of a GenBank genome assembly. Lineage: Eukaryota; Dinophyceae; Suessiales; Symbiodiniaceae.
AUGACGAGUUUGCAGGAUGAGGACGGGGCGGGGGUUGCCUUGCCGGCCCCCCGCCCCUCAACGGAGCUGGACUUCUUGGACGAGCCUUCCACUGGAGACAGGUCCGGAUCCCCAGCCGGGAUUCGAGAGAGAGUCAUGACGGGCAUGCAAGAGAUUCAGUACUGGGACUUCUGGAUGAUCCCAUUGAGAAUCCGACUCUUGUCGAGUCGAGACGUGAGCUUCUGGACGACCCCAUUGAGGGCCCGACCGCUGCCAGGUCGGGCGGACGCGGAUUUGAGGUGUCAGUGCAUGAGGAGUUGGCCAGGGGAUCUAUGUCGAAUCCCACUGGCAGAGCUGUGGGUCAUGUGGAUGGAGGCCACGUGGACGACGGUGUGGGAUGACCGAGAUCCCCUGGGGGAGGUGCCUCUUCACAGAUGGCAGCCAUUACGGACGAGGGCCACCUGGACGAUAGUUUUCACCGAGUUGGAGCGGCUUUCCAGUGACUGGAUCUACUGGCGGAGGGAUCAUGUCGAGACCUCGCUGGGGGAAGCGCGGGAGAUUUUGGAUGGCUCUCAGGACGGUGAUGCAGGAGACCAGUCCAUGGCGACUGGGCCCACUGACCUGGAGAUCUUCGGCAGGCCGCCCUUCGGACUUGACGAGGCUCCGUCAUGA